Pistacia vera is the source of this 1206-nucleotide messenger RNA. RefSeq names its product zinc finger BED domain-containing protein RICESLEEPER 2-like. Lineage: Eukaryota; Viridiplantae; Streptophyta; Magnoliopsida; Sapindales; Anacardiaceae. Bases 1 to 1206 code for a protein of 401 amino acids. Gene Ontology annotation, molecular function: DNA binding. The record is from RefSeq and is a predicted model, not a curated record. The transcript has 5 exons.
AUGCAAGAUGCCCAUUCCUGCUCCAUUCCCAUGACUGCUGGUACAAAGCUUUCAUCCACAGAUAAUGAGUUGUUUAAAGACCCCAGUUUGUAUGGAAGUACUAUUGGAGCUCUUCAGUACUUAACCUUAAUAAGGCCUGACAUUAGCUUUACGGUCAACAAACAAAGUCAGUACCUUCAAGCCCUACUGAGCUACAAUGGCAAGCUUGCAAGAGAGUUUUACGAUAUCUUAAAGGAACUCAAUCUCAUGGGCUUCAGUUCAGACCAGCAGCUUCACUUCAUCUUGAAUGCUAUGCAGAUGCUGACUGGGAUCUGGAGCUCCCGAAAGCAACGAGUGGUUGCCUUGUCAUCUACUAAAGCUGAAUACAGAGCACUGGCACAUACAUCAACUGAAUUGGCAUGGCUGGAAAGUAUGACCUCGAGAGACAGUUGCUCAAACACCCUUACAUUGGAUGACGUUGAUGAUUAUGUUACAUUAAGAAUAGUCGAUCUAUGUAACAUUUAUGCAAGCACAGGUGAUAAAGAACAAAGUGUGAGACACAUUAUUGAGGACAUUCGUGAUAGCGUGGUGUAUAUCAAUUCAUCGGAGAGUAGACUAAAGGUGUUUGCAGAGAUUGAGAGGGAUUUGAGUUAUCAUUAUUGUCCCAAGGAGGAGGAUUGUAACAAAGUUGAGAAAAUUUGUUCAAUUUUGAAGGUGUUUAGUGGUGCAUCGAAUCUCAUAUUGGGGAGUGAUUAUCCGACAUCAAACUUGUUUCUAAAACAAGUUUAUAGAAUCAAAAUUAUGUUAGAUAGUAAGAGUCAGGAUGAAGAUGAGUUUAUACAGUCCAUGAUUUGGAAAAUGAAAGAAAAGUUUGAUAAAUAUUGGGGAGAAUGUAAUCUAUUGAUGGGUGUGGCUGCUAUUUUGGACUCUAGACUGAAGAUGAGGGUGAUUCAAUGGUCGUUCCCUAAGAUGUAUCCUAAGCAUGAAGUGCGGGCAAAUAUUGAUGUUGUUCAAGAUGCCUUGUAUGAGGUAUAUAGGGAGUAUGUUGAUGCCACUAAAGCAUUGACUGCUACCCGCGCUUCUACAUCUACAGGGGAUGGAGUUGACGUUGUUAGUGAGGGGUCGGGGGCAGCGGUAGAGAGGGCGGAGGAUUGGGAUGAUUUUAGUGAGUUUCUGGAUGUGGUUGAGACAGUUGAGCCAACUAAAUCAGAGUUAGACUGUUACUAA